This is a messenger RNA of Myxocyprinus asiaticus (Chinese sucker), 4157 nucleotides long. Its product is annotated as carbohydrate sulfotransferase 8-like. The coding region runs from base 476 to 1792 and encodes 438 amino acids. The transcript has 4 exons. Gene Ontology annotation, cellular component: membrane. The record is from RefSeq and is a predicted model, not a curated record. NCBI's taxonomy places the organism in Eukaryota, Metazoa, Chordata, Actinopteri, Cypriniformes, Catostomidae. Gene Ontology annotation, biological process: proteoglycan biosynthetic process; carbohydrate biosynthetic process. Gene Ontology annotation, molecular function: sulfotransferase activity.
CUCAUAAAGCAGUAUUGUGCGAAGUCUGAGUAGAUCUGUUCUUUUAUCAAACAGUACUGAGGCUUGCUAAGAGCUUUCCAUCCCGUAACACAUACGAGCCAAACUGUAACUGCAGCGACUGCCUGGAGGCGUCGGUAGCUUUUCUUUCUCCACAGACACUCACAAGGGAAACACAUAUAAGAUAAAAGAGCGAAGAUACACAGCGCGCAUCAUUCUAGCGAACCGGACCAGACAGCUAAGGAAUAAACGGACAAACAAGGCAACAGGAGGGCAUACAAACAAAGUGCAACUGUAUAUUGAGCCGGAGACGAGCUGGCUGGACUGUGGAACCCGAGCUUCGCCCAUUCCAUGGUGCUGAAAUGAUCUAAUCUCUCACCGAACACACGAGGAAGAGUUUGGGACGCGAACACAACAGCUUAUCAUCUAGACAGGUGUGUCUAUCGUAGGGAACAACAAAUUAUUUUUAAAUUGCAAGAUGCUGGACGUUCUUCGUGGCCGGCGGAGGUUUGGAGUGUCGGUUCGUACGCUGCCAUACUCUUUCUGGUUUUUACUACUGUUUGCAGUAGGAGGAGUCGUUCUCUUCAUACACCUGCAAGAUAUUGCAGACAUCGUGCAACAGCAGGCUCCAGGUGUGAGGUUCAGCAGUACCACUCCAUCAAAAGAGUUCAGUGAGAAGGUGAACAGCGUCUCCGCUAUUAAUGGCAAAGUUACCCAGCAGUCGGCGGAGGGCAUCGUCCACCCCAUCUCACCAAUGCAGCUGCCACACUCUCAGGGGCCCCAGCAGGCUGCCACUACAAGGGCCCGUGAGCCCAGCCUGAGCUCUCCACCGAUCACCAAACUCCAGCGGAAGCUUUUAAAGACCAGUCCGGGGGUACAAGGAGUGACAAACUCAUCAAACUCCUUCGCGUCCACUUCAACGCUGUCUAAAAGUCCACAGCCAAAGUUCGUCUCAAUGCCGGAGGGCCUGGCAGAAGUUCAGGAAUCUCGUAGACGGCUCAUACGGGAGGUUUGCGCAAAGUAUCGGAGUAAAAUUUCUCGAAAAAUAAUGCCACACCACGUGGCCCGAAUUUAUGUUGAAGACAAACAUAAACUGCUCUACUGUGAGGUGCCCAAAGCUGGGUGCUCAAACUGGAAGAGAGUUCUGUUGGUGCUGGCCGGUAUUGCCAACUCCACAAAUGCAAUCGAUACCGGGUUCGUUCACAACACCAAUCAAUUGAAACGUCUCGACUACUUUGACCGGAAGAGCAUCACUGAGCGUCUGGAAACACACACCAAAAUCUUGUUUAUCCGAGAGCCCCUGGAACGACUGGUGUCUGCGUACAGGGAUAAAUUUGAGAGCCCGAAUGACUACUAUCAUCCUGUGUUCGGGAAGCACAUCAUCGCCAAAUACAGGGUGAACGCCUCGAAGGAGGCUUUGAAGACCGGAAACGGUGUCACCUUUCAGGAGUUCAUCAAGUACUUGUUGGACGUCCGCCGGCCCGUGGGAAUGGACAUCCACUGGGAGCCGGCAAAUCAGCUUUGCAAUCCUUGCCACGUGGAAUACGACUUCAUCGGAAAAGCCGACACCAUGGGAGAAGACGCCAACUUGUUCUUGCGAAGUAUUGGAGCCCCAGCAGACCUGGAGUACCCUACACUCAAGGACGGGAACCCGAAAGCAGUCAGAACUUCCACUGAGAUUAUGCAGUAUUAUUUUUCAAAUCUGACCAUAUCUGAAAGGCAAAGGGUAUACGAUUUCUACUACAUGGAUUACUUAAUGUUUAAUUACUCAAAACCCUACAACGAUUUGUACUGAAGUUGUUUCUUUUUACAUCUGUUGGCUACCUGUGCAGUGCGCCAUCCAUUGUCCAAUCAAUGCUAAAAUCUGUUCAGAGUCUCAUUAGACUUAUUCACUCAUUGGGGUGUGCUUAUUUUCCACCACUCCAUAGUCUUGUCAUCUUUGUACACACCACACAAGAAUCACACUGCAUACAGUCAUUUUUUAAUCAGUAUUUUUGUUUUAUUUUUCCUGGAAAAAUAUGUAAACAUCCUUAAGACAAGAUAGCCUACAUUUACUUGAGAAACAAAAUGACCUGAUAGUAAGGCUUGUAAACCUAAUUAAAAAAAAUAAUAUAUAUAUAUAUAUGUAUGUAUGUAUAUAUAUAUCUGAGGUAAUGCGGUGAGAAAAAGAAACUUAUGUCAGAAUUACCUUCCAAAAAAAAAAACAACAAAAAAAAAAACAUUCAUGUCUUCACAGAACUCCUAAUUACAAGUUGUAAAUUGGGAACUCUAUGAAAGCUCUUGUGCCCUUCAAGUGGAGUCAGAAAUAUAAUAAUUACGAGUUCUGAGCAAAUGAAUGACUCAGCAAAGUCAUAUUUACUAGUGGGAAUGUCAAAAUUCUAGAUGAUACAUGAGUUUCCGAGUUGGUACUUUUUAAGUGGCGUGUCUACACGAAAAAUGAUAAAAACCAAUGGUUCUGUACUUUAUUUAAAAAAUAUUCAUUUGUUAUAUAUGACAACAUUAGUCAACUAAUAACUCACCCUUCGUGGUUUGUUUUAAGCAAAUUAAUUAAUCACUUGUAAGAUACCAUGCAUUAAUAAAAAUAUAUAUGUUUUGUAUAAUUGAUGCAGGUUUAUUCACUUAUGUUUAUUCACAGGUACAACAGAAAAAGAGCUUUUGUUGUCAUCAUAAACAACAAAGAAAUAUAAGGAUUGGUUUUUACGUUAUAAACAUUGCCAUAGAAACAAAUAAUUUCUCCGUCGAGGACGUGAACAACUUCGAGCAGAAUCUCCGAACUGUUAUCGAGUCAUUUCGAUAAUUAAUGUUGUGUUCACAUCCUGUCCGAAUCACUGUAAUUACGAGAUGGCAACUCUACUCGGAACUGUUCACAUCCUUGGACCUCGGAAGUUAUUUGUUUCUACUGCAACACUCGUAAUGCCAAAAGGGCUUUGUUGUUGAUAGCAGCAAAAUAUUUAAUCUCUACUUUAAUUCACUUCUAUAUGUUCUUGAACAAAGACAGUGCUACAGGUAACAAUGGCAUAAUAAAAUGGCAUGCCAAACAGAAUAAUGUGUUCACUACCUUUAACUGUUAAGGCUGCUGCCAUAUUGGUUCUUUUUACAUGACGUUUCGACUGUUGAGUCGGAGCUUACAUAGAAUUAUGAUAAUUAUAAAUCUAAGAAGUCGUGAAUGCUUUUUGCAAGAUUGGAAUCUCUUAAUUACAGUAAUUCAUUGACCUGAAUGCACCAUGUUUCAAAGGGUGCUGGAUUUUGGACCAAUAACAUUUCACUGUGGGCAGGGUUACCCAGUCCAGUGCCACAGAAAUAGAAACCAGGCGACCAACAAAAUAUCAAUUUCAUAUGUCUCACCUCUGAUUUACAUGGAAGGGGCAUUCACAUUGUACAAAAGGGUCAAAUUUGUGAUGGUGAAAUAAUUCUUUCAUCUAGUUUUCAUUCUAUCAUAGACAAAACUCACUUACCUUUAGAAACCGCACUCUAUAACUCAGCAAAAUUAACUACACUGAUAUAAAAAAAACAAUAAAAAAAAAAAAAUACAAAAAAAUCUAUAAUCAAUCUAUAAUUGUAAAAAGGGCAUUUAGAAGACUAUAUUUUUUAUAUGUAUUUGUAAAACAGCUUUAGAUGUGGUCAAUGCUUUUGUGCAAACUCAUCCCUGAAGCCACUAAUCAUCUGUUCAGUAAUAUGUUUGAUUUCAUUUGAGUAUGUGAAAAGAUUGUGUGUGUGUGUGUGUGUGUGUGUGUGUGUGUGUGUGUGUGUGUGUGUGUGUGUGUGAGUAUGAGAGAGAGAGAGAGAGAGAGAGAGAGAGAGACUUGCUUGUAGGUCAACCUGAGUGAACCUGAGUAUUUUUGUUUAUUAGAAAUCAAACUGAGCAGAUUUAUGUUGUAUGGAGAUAUAAGGAAUUGUAUGUGUGGUGAGUGUAUAAUCUGAAAUACUGCUGUCACCUUUGUCCCUCGCACUUCCUUUAGAAUAUGUUUCUACAUAUAUAGAUCUGUAUGAUAUCACACAUAAAGUAACUGGUGAAUGUAUAACUGUUGUUGGUGCAAAACUGUACAAACCUAUAUGAUCUAUAACCCCUUUGCCUUAUUUAACACUGCCAGUUUUUCAGGAAAAAGUGAAAUCUGCAGGUGCGAUUCGCCCUGCGAAGUGUCAGUAAAUUUGUCUUUGGA